Messenger RNA from Myotis myotis, 5144 nucleotides. RefSeq names its product erythrocyte membrane protein band 4.1 (gene EPB41). The record is from RefSeq and is a predicted model, not a curated record. Gene Ontology annotation, cellular component: plasma membrane; cytoskeleton. Bases 771 to 3185 code for a protein of 804 amino acids. Gene Ontology annotation, molecular function: actin binding; structural molecule activity. Gene Ontology annotation, biological process: cortical actin cytoskeleton organization. NCBI's taxonomy places the organism in Eukaryota, Metazoa, Chordata, Mammalia, Chiroptera, Vespertilionidae. The transcript has 22 exons.
GGGGCCUCAGCCGGAGUUGCCCUGUCAGUGCAGGUGGAGGCCCCCGGCCGGGGAAAGUGCAGGAACCUCUUAAAGGGAGAGAACAGCGGACGGAGAGAACGCGGUCCGGCUCGGCCCGGCCCGGCCCGGUCCCCGCCCCGUCCGGCCCAGAGAAGAGUUUAGUGGCUGAGGCUGAAAAUUCACAGCACCAACAACAGAAGGAAGAGGGAGAGGGAGCUAUAAACUCAGGCCAUCAAGAAACUCAGCUGGGAGAGGUUUCUCAAGCAGCAGCUGAGGGAGAUAAUCAGUGUGAGCAGAAGCUGAAAACAUCUAAUGGAGACACUCCUACACAUGAAGACUUGACCAAGAACAAAGAGCGGACAUCAGAAAACAGGGGCCUGUCACGGCUGUUCUCCUCAUUUCUCAAAAAGCCUAAAUCUCAGGUCUCUGAGGAAGAAGGCAAAGAAGUAGAGUCAGCUAAAGAGAAAGGUGAAGAAGGUCAGAAAGACAUAGAAUUUGCAACCAGUCUUGAUGAAGAAGUCAUUUUAAAGGCCCCAAUUGCAGCUCCUGAACCGGAACUCAAAACAGACCCAUCCUUGGAUCUUCACUCAUUAAGCAGUGCAGAAACACAGCCUGCUCAGGAAGAACGCACAGAAGAUCCAGAUUUUGAAACUAAGGAAGGAGGAGGAGUUGAAGAGUGCUCUAAAACAGAAGUGAAAGAAGAAAGCCCGGAAUCAAAAGCAGAAAGAGAAUUAAAAGCUUCCCAGAAAUCAAUCAGAAGACACAGAAACAUGCAUUGCAAGGUUUCUUUGUUGGAUGACACAGUUUAUGAAUGUGUUGUAGAAAAACAUGCAAAAGGACAAGAUUUACUUAAGCGAGUGUGUGAGCACCUCAAUCUUUUGGAAGAAGACUACUUUGGUCUAGCCAUUUGGGAUAAUGAAAACUCCAAGACAUGGCUGGAUUCUGCCAAAGAAAUAAAAAAGCAGGUUCGUGGUAUCCCUUGGAAUUUCACAUUUAAUGUAAAGUUUUAUCCACCUGACCCAGCACAGUUAACAGAAGAUAUAACAAGAUAUUAUUUAUGUCUUCAACUUCGACAAGACAUAAUUGCAGGACGUCUGCCCUGUUCCUUUGCAACUUUAGCUUUAUUAGGUUCUUAUACCAUCCAGUCUGAGCUGGGCGAUUAUGACCCUGAACUCCAUGGUUCGGAUUAUGUUAGUGAUUUUAAACUGGCCCCAAAUCAGACCAAGGAACUUGAAGAGAAAGUCAUGGAACUGCAUAAGUCAUACAGGUCCAUGACUCCAGCUCAAGCUGACCUGGAAUUUCUUGAGAAUGCCAAAAAGUUGUCUAUGUAUGGUGUUGACCUUCAUAAAGCAAAGGACUUGGAGGGAGUGGACAUCAUCCUAGGUGUCUGCUCUAGUGGCCUUCUGGUUUACAAAGAUAAGCUGAGAAUUAACCGCUUUCCUUGGCCCAAAGUGCUGAAGAUUUCUUAUAAACGUAGCAGCUUUUUUAUCAAGAUUCGGCCUGGAGAGCAAGAACAGUAUGAAAGUACCAUCGGAUUCAAACUUCCCAGUUACCGAGCAGCUAAGAAAUUAUGGAAAGUCUGUGUAGAGCAUCACACAUUUUUCAGACUGACAUCUACAGACACCAUUCCUAAAAGCAAAUUUCUUGCACUGGGAUCCAAAUUUCGAUACAGUGGCCGAACUCAAGCUCAAACCAGACAAGCUAGUGCUCUGAUUGACAGGCCAGCCCCACACUUCGAGCGUACAGCAAGCAAACGGGCAUCCCGGAGCCUUGAUGGAGCGGCUGUCGAUUCAACAGACCGAAGUCCUCGGCCCACUUCUGCACCGGCCAUUGCUCAGAGUCAGGACACAGAAGGCAGUGUGCCAGGUGCACCUGCCAAAAAAACAGUGGUUUCUAAAGCACAGAAGGAAACAGUGAAGGACGAAGUGAAAAAGGAAGAAGUGCCACCUGAGCAAGCUGAGCCAGAGCCCACAGAAGUGUGGAAGGGGGAAAAAACCCACAUCGAGGUCACAGUACCCACCUCAAAUGGUGACCAAACACAGAAGCUUGCAGAAAAAACUGAAGAUCUGAUAAGAAUGAGGAAGAAAAAGAGAGAGAGACUAGAUGGUGAAAACAUUUAUAUCAGACAUAGCAAUUUAAUGUUGGAGGAUUUAGACAAAAGUCAAGAAGAGAUCAAAAAACAUCAUGCCAGCAUCAGUGAACUGAAAAAGAACUUCAUGGAAUCCGUACCUGAACCACGGCCUAGUGAGUGGGAUAAACGCUUAUCCACUCACUCCCCGUUCCGAACACUUAACAUCAAUGGCCAAAUCCCAACAGGAGAAGGAAAUAUAAAUGGCAUUCGCACAGAGGAGGCGGCUGCCGUGACAAAGGGGCCAUCUACCAACCCUGACUCUGAAUGGGAGGGCCCCGAGCAUUCAGUAAUUCCUAGUAAGAGCCAAAUGACUACCCCCGCGGAGUCUCCACAAAGCUUUGACUGUGGCUCCCUCUCCAUAAGCAGCAAGGAAACAGAAGAGAAGGAGCAGGGGGCUGCUGGCCAUCUUGAUAUUAAGGAAAUGCCAGGAGGCCCAAGUGGGGAAUGUAUAGGAGUGGAGGAACAGGCCAGUGCCUUAAAGCUCUCAGUAUCACCAGCUUCCUCUCAGCUGCAACUUGGUGAAAAAAAGGCAGAGAGUAGUGAAGAACAUGUUACACCAGGAGAGCCACUUGGAAAGCAAAAUGGAUCAUUUGCUGACUCUUGUGUGGGUAACCAGUUCCCCACCCUCAUUCGAAGUUUCCAGCCUCCUCUGGUGAAGACUCAGACCGUCACCAUCUCAGACACGGCCAAUGCCGCGAAAAGCGAGAUCCCAACCAAAGACGUCCCUAUUGUCCACACCGAGACCAAGACCAUCACCUACGAGGCCGCUCAGACUGAUGAGAGCAAUGGGGACUUGGACCCAGGAGUCUUGCUGACAGCUCAGACCAUCACCUCUGAGACCACCAGCAGCACCACCACAACUCAGAUUACCAAGACGGUCAAAGGUGGGAUAUCAGAGACCCGGAUUGAGAAGAGAAUUGUGAUCACAGGAGAUGCCGAUAUUGACCAUGACCAGGUCCUGGUGCAGGCCAUCAAGGAGGCAAAGGAGCAGCACCCGGACAUGUCAGUAACCAAGGUGGUCGUCCAUCAGGAGACUGAAAUCUCUGAGGAAUGAGCUCAGGAAUCACUUACCCCCGACCCCCUGCCCGUCUCCCAUCCAAGAGAAAGCCAGAGGAACGACAAAGAAGCUAACUGCAAUAGUCAGACUUCAGACUUCCAAGGUUCUAAGCCACCAGAAAAUUAAUUUCACUUUCUAUUUGGAGUUUAUACCAACAGAGUCUUUUAGACAUCACUGACCUUUUGAAUACCUUUUUCUAUAUUGUGAUACUAGAACUGUUCAACUUUUCACUCUACGAACUGUUUUUAAAGAGCUUUUUGGUUUUUUAUGGGGUGGUUUGUAACCCCUUCAGCCCAGCCUCUUCCCAUUGAUUUCCAACCCAGAUGCUGACAGGGCCCACAGAAUUCUUCUGGAAGCCUCCAAAGACUGUCCCCGCUGUGUUGGGGCCAAAGCCAGCUGCAUGGGGCUGCCCUGCUCUCCCCUAGUUUUAUACCCUUUGGGUGACAGUUGAAACUUUAAAAAACCAGCCCUUUCUCAGAGCCAAUGAUGUGACUUUACAGGAAUGUCGGGCAGGGUGCUGCCCCGAUCCACAGACCCAGCAGAGUCCCUGUCCCUUUGCGGAGGGUGGUUUGGGGGAGGCAGAGACCUCUGCCAAGAAUGUGGCAUUGCUUUUCCUUCCUCCCUCCUGUUCUUUCUUUUUGGAGAUUCUUUAGAUCAAAGAUAUAAGAAGUUGCUCAGCUCUAUCUGAUACUGUGAAUGUUUUAACAGAUCGUGGCCUUCACCUUCCUGCCCUCCGACCCUUUUUACCUCACCAGAAGCGCUGGCUCUGCUAGGUACUCCCCCACCUCCCAUCUCAGGAGAGCAAAACUCACAGGAAAAUAGGCACUUUGGGCCAAAAGCACUAAUGGCACAUUUUUAGUGGUGAUUUGGGCAAAGAAAAUGAAUGAGGUUUUUGAAAGGUUUUCUAGUUCUGGGAAUGUGCACUGCACACAGGGGGAUGAGGGGUUCACCUCGUUCAGGUCCCGCUAAGAAGCAUUUCCAGGUGACCACCCCGACCAUGUGGCAGCUCUCAGAGCACAGGACCACGCGUCAGGGGGCCUACCCUUCCCUCAGCUCUGUCACCAGCUCAGCACUUCUCCUUGCUGCUCCCUGUCUGUAAACUGGAGCAGAUCUGUAACGCCCUUCCCGCACCAGGAAGUCACACUGGGGACAAGCUAGCAUGAGGGAUGUCCUUCCAGGCCUCUUCCCCCUCCUCCCUCUCUGCUGACAGAUCCUGAGGUUUGGCAAUAGUCAGACUUUUUCUUCCUGCAGUUGUGUGUGCGUGUGUGUGUGUGUGCAUGAAGAAAAGCAGACUCUGUCCAGGUAGGAAAUGAAGAGGAGAGGGACUUGGCAGUUUUCCUAGUGACUCAGACACAUCACAGUAACAACUCUCGCUGCAAUUUUAUUUUUAUUUCACUUGAGAAAUAAAGACUUCCUCCAAGCCACCCGAGGUCUCUGCCACCCACCCACCCACCACUCCGGACCUGCAUUUAUAAGCGGAGGGCCCACAGAGCCUGGCUGUCAGGGCGUCUUCAACACCUUUCCCAGACCUCCCCCCCAACCCCCGUUUUGCAGCAGGGCAGCGGAGGGUGACGGGACAGCAGUCAUCUCAGAGACGAGCCACGGCUGUGGCCUUACCGACCCCCAGGAAUGCUCAUGGGAACUGUCUACCGGGAUCUCAGCCCCAGGCUGGUGGUUUUACAAAUCUCUCUCAAAUGUAUUAUUUUGGUGACAAAAAUGAAGGAGCUUUGUAAAAUUUUAAAAAAUUAUGAAUCAUAUCAAGUAGUUGUUUACAUUUGACAAAAUAGGAACUAUGGCAGCAGAAUCAAAUUGGCAAAAUCCUUAGAUUAAAUAGGCAAUAAUUAAGUCUGCUGUUUUGGCCUUUUGUAGUAAGAGAAGUGGCUGUAGUGUUUAGACAAGUGUUUGGUCUUGCUUCUUGUACUGCAUUUUUCAAUAAACUUCAAAAAAAAAAAAAAA